ACGUUUCUUACGUCGAUUUACAUACGUCACAGGACGAGAGCCGGAGAUCAGCGGCGUUACGACGGGUCCCGAAGCCGAAGGUCAGCUCCUCUCGCCGGCUUCACGACGCACAGAACCCGGGUGUGCUGUGACCGCGUGGUGAACACAAUGGACGGCUUUGAGAACUUCAGUGCGUCGGAGAAAGCGGAGGCGACGGAGCUCCAGCGCAUGAUCGCGAUAGAGCAACAGAAGGCGCAGUUCCAGGCCCAGGUGCACACCUUCACCGACGUCUGCUGGGACAAGUGCGUGGACAGCCCGGGCUCCAAGCUGGACCACCGGACGGAGACGUGCCUGGUGAGCUGCGUGGAGCGCUUCAUCGACACCACCCUGACCAUCACCAACCGCUUCACGCAGAUGGUGCAGAAGGGCGCCCAUUGAUGAAGAUGAUGAUGAUGAUGAUGGUGGUGGUGGACUUAAAGAUUACGUGAAUUAAAUGUUUUGUAUUGAUGGCG
Cyclopterus lumpus (lumpfish) is the source of this 491-nucleotide messenger RNA. RefSeq names its product translocase of inner mitochondrial membrane 8 homolog B (yeast) (gene timm8b). The record is from RefSeq and is a predicted model, not a curated record. The coding region runs from base 148 to 417 and encodes 89 amino acids. NCBI's taxonomy places the organism in Eukaryota, Metazoa, Chordata, Actinopteri, Perciformes, Cyclopteridae. The transcript has 2 exons.